CCUUCCCUCCCGCUCCCAUUCACGUCGUCUCUUUCCUCGAGCCUCCGCUUCGCCAGCGACGCGCCCUUCUCACCCACCUCGCCGAGGAAGUAUUCACCGAUGGAGACGCCGCUGUCUUCCAGGAGGAUCACCCGCUCGCUCGCCGCCGCAUCUGCCCAGAAGAGCGCCGCCGCCGGGCCGGACUCCGCCGCCCUCUUCUCCCGCGCCAAGAACGCCGCCGCUGGGGAGACCCAGCCUCGCGCCGCCCUGCACGACAUCACCAACGACUCCCCCAUCGUCGGGCUCGCGGCGGGCGCCCUCCACGCCACCGAUACCACCCCCGCCUCCACCGCCGCCAAGACCCGCCGCAGGGCCCCGCGUCGCACGCCCGGCUCCGGGGAGGCGCUCCUGCGCGGCCAGGUCAAGGCGCUCCUCCACAAGGUCGAAGAGGAGCAGGGCUGCGCCGCCGCGGCCAUCGUCAGGCCCGCGCGCAUCCAGGCGCUGCUCGGUGUAUCCAGGUCGCCGGCCCAGCUUCUUGCGCCGACGCCAGCCAACACGCCGCAGAUCGAGCCCGUCCCCACUCCCAGGGAAGGUCUCCUCCUGCUUGAUGGCGCUACGGUCGUGCCCUGCGUCCUAGACGAAGAGGAACUGCUGAUUCCUAAGCUUCAGGUCAUUGCAGCUUCCCUACCUCCACCUCAUCAGGCAGAGGAGAAGCUCGGGGACUGCCAGCUGAACCGUGCGCUGGUGUUCGAUGACUCCCCUGAGAAAUGUGAAGAGUCCAGUGGAUCAGCCGUCUCGUCAACCUUCUCCCUCCAGGAGAGCAGCACCGGCAGCUACGUGGACAAGUCAUCAUCACCUGAGGACGACAGCUCCUCUGCCUGGUCCAUUCAGGUCCAUGCCAGCUCUGAGAAGGGCGACGAAGAAGAGCUGGGCGUGGAGGAGCUGGCAGCAGAGUACACUGACGAAGAGGAGGAGGAGGAGGAGGAGGACUGGGACGAAGACAGCGAUGACGACUGCUACGAUGAUCUGUGCGAGGAGAUGAGCAGGAUGACCGUGUUGGAGGAGGAGGAGAAGAAGAAGACCGUGCUGCCGCAGUUCGAGGGGAAGCACACCAGGUUCAUCUACAACAGUGACGACGAGAUCGAGCGGGUGGAGGAGGCGGAUGCAGCUGAGGCGACGGCGGAGCUUCGCGCAUUGAUGCUCAGGGGCCUGCUGGUGCCGGAGGGGAGGCACCUGCGCUUCCACGACGAGGAUGCCGACGAAUAAGAAUCUCAGUUGUGUUGUCAAGUGGUUGGUUGUCUUUCGCUGACACCAGCCAAAAUUCUUUUGCGGGGCUCUGAGUCCAGUUCUGUACGUUGAUUCAUGUCUCCGUUCUUAAGAGAAAUAAUCCAACUUUUCUGAAAAUCAAAAAUUUUGUGGCAUUCGAUUA
Messenger RNA from Zea mays, 1408 nucleotides. RefSeq lists its product as uncharacterized. The record is from RefSeq and is marked validated. NCBI's taxonomy places the organism in Eukaryota, Viridiplantae, Streptophyta, Magnoliopsida, Poales, Poaceae.